Molecule: messenger RNA, 2683 nt
Organism: Cydia strobilella
Lineage: Eukaryota; Metazoa; Arthropoda; Insecta; Lepidoptera; Tortricidae
Product: putative mediator of RNA polymerase II transcription subunit 26
Exons: 6
Coding region: 233-2659 (808 amino acids)
Source: RefSeq, a predicted model, not a curated record
CUUAACUGAAUCCCAACAAUAGAAAUUCUAAAUAACGUCAAAAAACACGGUGACAUCAGCCUUUUCUCCUUCACAUUUCAAUUCUCAAAACAACGCUCUUUAGAUCUUAUCCACUUGAUUCGACGCACGCGCAGCAAGCGCGUCCGAUCGUUUUGUAAACAAUAUAAAUAAUAGUCGUCAUCUUGGUUGCGCUAAGUUAGUACGUCGCGAGCUGCGCUAGUGGUCGGAUACCAUGAUACGCGCCAUACUUCUCUGUGCCGCUAUUGCCAUCGCCGCCGUCGGCGGUGACAACACACAAGCAGACAACAACCGCACCAACAAUAUAUCCAAACGCGAAAUCCUGGAAUUCUACCCCGACUGGGUUCCAUUCAAAAACAAACAUGGUGAUGAACUCGGUGAAUUCGUUGACGUUACUAAACCUAAAGCCAAAGUGAAAAAACGACUCGCAUUACCAAUGAAUUUCUUAAUAAAAGCCGUCGCCGAUGAUGAUUCAGGAGAUUAUCCCGGACAAGGAGAAUCUGAUAGUGAUGAGUAUUAUGAUAAGAAGGACUGGUCGGACUUGCAUAGGCCAGUGCAUAAUGAAAGCGGAACAGUUCUCGAACAACAACAACAAGAACAACAACAACGACAACAACAACGACAACAACAACAAGAACAACAACAACAAAAACAACAACAACAAGAACAACAACAAAAACAACAACAAGAACAUAGUACUAAUUCUGAUAUUGAAGGAUUAAUUAAUAUUAUCACCAAAUCAUCUCCCAGUUUAGCAGAUGAUAUCAAUAAGUCCAUAGUUAAUCACGAAGAUGUAAACCAAGAUGAAGAUGAAAUACCGGAAAAAACUGGACACAUUAAAGGUUUCGUGGAAGAUACUACGAUCACGCCUGAACCAGAAUUGAGCAUUGCACUAACACCUAGGCCUAAUUUACAAGAGUAUAUCGACGACGAAGAUGAUUCGGAAAAAAAUCAGCAGCAAUCGGAAGAGGAGCCGCAAAAACUAUCACCAGAAGAACAGAAAGAAAAUGAAGAAAAGAAGAGAAUUAUUCUAGACAGUGUUGAUCAGUUGAAACUCAGACAUGAACAAGAACAAAGGGCUAUUUCAGAAAAAAAUAAGCAUGACGAAUAUGACAACGAAUUACGUCAUAGAACUAUACAGAAAAAGAAAUAUCGGAAUGAUAAACGAUAUCGUAUUAAACCUACUUCUCCUCCAAACUAUGACGAGUACGAGGAUAUGUCUUGGAAGGAUAAAUAUAAUAUAAAUGUGGAAAAAAAAUCCACUGUAGGAAACGAUGAAGUUUUCGAACAAUUUACUGAAAAAACAAGACAAACGUCGACAACGAGGACGACUACGUAUAAACCAAGAGAUCCCGAGCGAGCAAAAUAUUCGUUAUUUAGAAAUCCCGACCUUUACACAAUUGAUGAUCCUGAAGAUGAGAUAAUUCCAUCCAAAAAUAACCCAAAGACACCCCGGCGUUUUUCUUCUAAAUAUAUUAGCGCCGAAAACUAUAUGACCCCAGCGACCACAACAGAAAAAGUAGAGCCGAUACUUUAUUUCCCUAAACGAAAACUGAGGAAACCGAAAACCAAAACCACAACUCAAGCUUCAGAUUCGUUCGUAGCAGAAACAGUGGAAGACAAACUAACAAAUAAACAAACUACACAACCAUACUCCAUAACAUACCCGGAUAUUACUUCUCUUGCUAAUGAUGAUUAUAAAACCACAGCUGCUGGCUAUGAUUAUCCUACUACUACAGUGGGUCUGUGGAAAGAUGACACGUCUGCUGAAGAUAAAGGGAACAUCAUAAAUAACUUAAACGUCCGAGAUACCACUCCACGGUAUGAAGACCCGACUGCAGCAGACGCACCAACCGGACCUUCAGGAGAAGCGAGCAAUAGUGAAACCGUGACUGAUGCAGUACCGGCGUCCAGCGACCACAAGAAAGAGGAAGGACCAAAGGAUUACCAUGUGGAAAAAGGAGGCGGCUCGGAGCAUCAAUCUUCCCAUGAAGAAGAACACGAGGAACAUGGCAAAAAGGCUUACGAGGGGCUUCAUAAGGAUACAAAGACCAAAAAGGGGCAUCAUGACAAAGAGGACCACCUUGGCAAGUAUGUAGAUCACGGUGGCCACGACAAAAAGCACCAUGACGAGUCUGGCCACUACGGAGAGCACCUUCACGAGGAACACGGCAAAAAGCAUGCUAAGUACGAGGAAUCCGGCAAACACUCCAAAGGACACAGCACGAAAGGCAGCCACGACAUCCACAAAAAGGAGGAGUAUGAAAAGAAUGUGGAGUUCUUCGAGGAGGAGGGAGAUUCGUCGGAGGAGGAGAAACAAGGCGGCUACCACAAUGAGAAGAAACAUGAGGCGGGCGGCCAUUUCAAGAAAGGAAACCUUCAUAACAACCACCACGAGAAUAAAAAGGGCGAAUCCGGACACUUCAUCAAGGGAGGCCACCACUUCGCUCACAAGGGCCACAAAGCCGCAGAUGCACAUGAGGGUCACGGCAAGCAUCACGCGGCUCACCAUCACGCAGGCGGUCACCAGGGCGGCAAGAAGUGGGUGUACCACCACGGGUACCCCGCCAAGAACGCGAACCUCAUCGUUAUAGAUCGCCGAGCUGAUAGGUACAUGCAUGGACCUAACUACUAUGGAUAAUUUGGGAAAACUUAGGGUUAAAAU